AUGCGAAUCUACCACUCCGAGAAGGACAUCACGAUACCGCAGGACCUCAACCUCACCCAGCUUCUCAACAACAGCAAAUACGAACCAAGCACCAUCAUAGCGCAAGACGACUUCAACCGCACACUCACCAUCCAGCAACUCAAGUCCACAGCUGGUCGCCUCGCCGCCGGGCUCACAGAUGCCUUCCACCCUCGCGAUCAGAGCCGAUGGGCCGUGAUCCUGCCCAACAGCGUCGCCUACCUCGAGUGCUGCCACGCCGUACUCUGGCUCGGAGGCGUCUUCUGCCCGAUCAACCACCUGCUCACUCCGCACGAACUAGGCAACGCCCUCGCGAUCUGCCAACCGGAAUACAUUACCGUCUCCUCCGACACUCUUCCCAGACUUCAGGAGGGCAUUACGCUCGCACUGACACAGCAGUCCAGCUAUGCCGCUCCCCAAAUCAUCAUCGGCCUCGGCGACAGCACCACCCACCCCAAAAUCGAAUCCUUCCUCGCCAAUGAUCCUUUAGCUGUACCCGUGUACCCCAACACUCGCCAACGCCUCGCCUCAAUCCACCUCUCCAGCGGCACGACCGGCUCCUCCAAAGGCGUCGCCCUCUCACACUACAACUACGUCGCCAACGUCCUGCAAAUGCUCGCCCACGACCCAGCACGCUUCUCGCCUUCCGCCCGCAGCCACGCAGCUCAGCGCGAACGAGUUGUCAGCUUCACGCCGUACGUGCAUAUCGCCAAUACCACGAUACCGUUGUUUCUCGGGCCAUUGGUGGGGAUGUGCCACUUCAUCAUGGCCAAGUUCGAGCUGGAGGCGCUGUGUAGGAUUGUGGAGAGGGAGAAGGCGACUGCGAUGCAGUGUACGCCCGCGAUUGCUGUUGCUAUCGCGGACACCAACUUGUGCGAGCGGUACGAUUUGAGCAGCGUGCAAAGGAUGGUGGUCGGCGGACUGCCGCUUCCAAAGGAGAUCUAUGAUCGGUUCAUGAGUAAAGGUCAAUGGAAGACUGUACAGCUGUACGGCAUGACGGAGGCGGCGCCGUAUGUGACAUGGCAGACUGUGUCCGAGACGCUGCCGAUUCGCGGCCAGUUGGGGAAGAUCUUGCCGGGGAUGUCGGCGCGGUUAGUUGACGCAGACACGGGCAAAGAUGCAGCGGAGGGAGAAGCCGGCGAGCUGUGGAUCAAGGGCCCGAACGUUGUGGCUGGGUAUGUGGACAACCCGACCGCGACGGCGGCUGCGUUCCGGGAAGGAGGGUGGUAUAAUACGGGCGAUGUCUGCACGUUCUCGCCGGAGGGGUAUUUGACGGUGGUCGGCAGGACGAAGGAGCUGAUCAAGUCUUCUGGCUUCCAGGUUGCGCCAACGGAGUUGGAAGGGUAUCUCAACGGGCAUCCACUGAUUGCGGACGUGGCGGUGGGUGCGAGCGUUGAUAAGCAGCGGAUGACUGAAGUGCCGACUGCGUUUGUAGUUUUGAAGGCGAGCAUAACGGACAAGGCAGCGAAAGUAAGAGCAUUGAAGGAGAUUCAACGUAGCCUGGACGGGAAGGUCAGUGGAUACAAGAAGCUGAAAGGUGGGGUUUGGGAGGUGAAGAGUCUGCCGCGCACGAGCACGGGGAAGUUCACGCGGAAGCGGCUUGGGGAGGCGAAGACGGGGUUGAGCUCGUUCGAUGCUGUUGAUGCGGAGAAGGCGAAGCUGUGA
This is a messenger RNA of Cyphellophora attinorum, 1683 nucleotides long. Its product is annotated as putative 4-coumarate--CoA ligase 2. Gene Ontology annotation, molecular function: CoA-ligase activity. The transcript has a single exon. Gene Ontology annotation, biological process: secondary metabolic process. Bases 1 to 1683 code for a protein of 560 amino acids. The record is from RefSeq and is a predicted model, not a curated record. Lineage: Eukaryota; Fungi; Ascomycota; Eurotiomycetes; Chaetothyriales; Cyphellophoraceae.